CCAUGAAUGAACAAUUAAUUAUCUUCUUCUCUCAAAAAUCAAAACUCUCUCAUUUAUGUUUACAUAAUCUCAUUUGUACCGAAUUCUACUCAAUUCAUUAGAAUUUCUACUUUGAGACUCGAUUCUAUCGGUUUCGUCCCUAGAAUCUAUUUAUCCGUUACAAUUGGUAUCUAGAGCCUUCGAUUUGGCGCGUUAAUGGCUGCGAAAUACAAAUUGGUGAAAAUUUUGAAUGUUGAGGAAGUGGAAGAAAAGAUGGAAAUGGGUAUAUGUUUCAUAUGCGAUAAACCUUUUAGUGUGGAACAUCAAUUGCUUCAUCACACAAAUAUUCAAAUGAUAAUGAAGCAAAAUGAAGAAAAAACUGAACUGGACAAUGAAGGUCCUAUAGAGCAGAAGAUGAAUGAGGGACAUGGUUCUAAAUCUGCAGAAGCUUAUUCCCUCACCACCGAAACCACCACAGUUCCUCCUAAAUCACAAGGUAUAGACACAUUCAACCACAACACAAAUGUUCAUGAACCAGAAACAGACGAGCAAAUUCAGAAAACCCCUAGUUCAACCACCACAAUUCCACCAAAAUCUCCAUCCGUCACAAAUUCAACACCAGAAUUCUCUGAUUCAUUGUUGUCCGGCAAUGAGGACACAAAGAAGACACAUGUUGAAGCCAAAGUACUGAAAGUAGUCGCAGAUUCAAAUUCAGAGAUGAAGAAUAUUGCCAGAGACUCUUCUUUCUUAACUCAUUGUAAUGUAGUUUCGACACCGUCAAUCAAGGAGGGUUUCACUGCAAACCCAAAUAUUGAUGCCUAUAGUUUGCUGCAACCUGCCCUUCAAGUGUUUGAUGAAAUGUCCAUGAAGAAGAUGAAAACCAUAUCUUUAAGCCAACUAGCAACCAUGACAGCAUCGGUUCCAGUUAUGGUUCGACAACUAAAAGUCCUUCUAAGCUUUGACAAUCUCAAAUGUUUUGAUCCCGGUGGAAUGAUUCCUCUUUUGUUUCUUCCAACUUCUUCUGUUUUUAUUUCGUUCCAAUUUCCAUCAAGAGUGUCAUUGCCAAUACCUCCAGAACCACCUGAUUGGGUUGCCGUUCAAGAAUCAUCACUCCAAUUUCCUCUAUGCGUUACUACCGAAGAUUUCUUGCGUUCAAGCUGGCGAUUGCAAUGUUAUUUACAAGACCUGGCUGCUAUAAGUGAAAGUAAUGGUAGUGUUGAUUAUUUUAAUGGAUUAAUUAAAAUUCUUCUGCAGCAUUCCCAAGAGUUGACACAUGAAUUACAAUUUGUUCACACUUGGAGCUACUUGAGUGAUUUUUUUCAUGAUGUUUGUCUAUAUUCUUUGGGAAAUAUUCACUCCUAUUUUAAUGACUGUGCAAGGGGCAGAAUAUUACAUUUUGUUUUUAAAGCUGGUGGAAUUAAACAUAUCAUUGAAGAGUUACUAGUGAUUUUAAUCAAUACUUCAUUAGUACAGUUUGGAAGGAACCAUUUCAAAUCCAAGGGGACUCAAUGAUAAAUUCUAUUGCAUCUUCUCCUAAUUCUAAUUUUCUUAGGUUGCUCCAACUGCUUCUGUUGAAGCUAUGUCAAAAGUCACACUUUGAUGUUGUCAACCUUGCUGUAAAGUUGACUAUUUUGCAUAGGAAAAUGAUCCCUAGAGGACAAUUGCUACUCUCAACAAUUUAUGUCAACAGAGGAAGUGUUAUUGUCACUAAGAUUUUGCUAAAAUGGAGGGAUUUACCACUUAAGCAUGACACUUGGAAAUUUGCUGCCAAUGAUGAUCUUGUUGUGGCUAUUCUACAUAGGAAAAUGAUUGAAAGGGGAAGUGUUAAUGUUCCUUUAAUUCUGCUGAAAUGGAAGACUUCACCUCCUAAGCAUGGAACUUGAAAAUUUUCAUCCUUGAGGACAAGGAUGUUUGAAGGGGAGGGUAUUGUGACAGGAAUUAAGUAUAGUUUAAUAGUUUAUUUUAAAUAAAUAGUUUAUUUUAUGUUAUUUACUCUUUUAGCCCUGAGAGUUGUA
This is a messenger RNA of Trifolium pratense (red clover), 1994 nucleotides long. RefSeq lists its product as uncharacterized. Bases 196 to 1491 code for a protein of 431 amino acids. Lineage: Eukaryota; Viridiplantae; Streptophyta; Magnoliopsida; Fabales; Fabaceae. The record is from RefSeq and is a predicted model, not a curated record. The transcript has 2 exons.